Molecule: messenger RNA, 879 nt
Organism: Punctularia strigosozonata HHB-11173 SS5
Lineage: Eukaryota; Fungi; Basidiomycota; Agaricomycetes; Corticiales; Punctulariaceae
Product: PTPLA-domain-containing protein
Exons: 4
Coding region: 1-879 (292 amino acids)
Biological process (GO): sphingolipid biosynthetic process; fatty acid elongation; very long-chain fatty acid biosynthetic process
Cellular component (GO): endoplasmic reticulum membrane
Molecular function (GO): 3-hydroxyacyl-CoA dehydratase activity
Source: RefSeq, a predicted model, not a curated record
AUGGCACGGCAUCAUGAACCAGUCAACGCAAAGAGAAGGGGUCCUACCACAGGUGUCAAAUAUUACCUCGUCACAUACAACGUGCUCUCCGCUCUCGGGUGGUCAUACGUGUUAAUUGUCACCCUCAUACAUGUGUUUCGCCUGGACACCCCUCAGUCGACAACUAGCAAUGCUGCUGAGCAAGCUAAAUCGGCCCUGCAGAGGUUACUCGAGCUCAUCCUUUCCUACAUACCUUUCCUUCCGAAACCGCGCACGGUCGUCAUCAAGGAGCACUUGCGCACCAGGCUUCCGGUAGCACUUUGGCCGUACAUUGACCGGGCUGCGUCUGCCUUCUGGCGCGUUGGUAAACAGACCGCAUUUGUGCAGAGCUUUGCCGCGCUGGAGGUCGUUCAUGUUCUGCUGGGGUGGGUUCGGAGCCCGCUGGUUACUACCGCAAUUCAAGUUGCUAGCCGGCUCUGGCUGGUGUGGGGAAUAUGUGAUCAGUACGAAUCAGCCCGCACGAGCCCCCUAUAUGCGACCAUGGUGUUCGCCUGGUCCGUGACGGAAGUCAUCCGCUACUCCUUCUAUGCCUUCAACCUCACCGGCAAAGAACCCUAUCCUCUGGUGUGGCUGCGCUAUACAACCUUCUACAUUCUCUACCCGCUCGGCGCUGGCUCCGAAGCCUUCGUCAUGUUCUCUACCCUGCCCAGUUCCUCGCCGUUACCGUCGGAGCAGACCGCAUUCUCGCAAAAAUGGGACUGGACGGAUUACGGCCGCGGCGCUCUCUUCUUAGUAUGGUGGCCAGGGCUUUACGUGAUGUAUACCUACAUGAUCAAGCAGCGGCGUAAGGUCAUAGGAGGCGGUGGUCAGAAGCUAAGGCCAAAAUCGAAGUCAGAAUGA